AUGGAGGCCGACUCCGGGAAGCUCUUCGUCGGCGGCAUCUCCUGGGAGACGGACGAGGACCGCCUCCGCGAGUACUUCGGUCGCUUCGGCGAGGUCACCGAGGCCGUUAUCAUGCGGGACCGCAACACCGGCCGCGCCCGUGGGUUCGGGUUCGUCGUCUUCGCCGACUCCGGGAUCGCCGAGCGCGUCACCAUGGACAAGCACAUGAUCGACGGGCGCAUGGUGGAAGCAAAGAAGGCCGUUCCCAGGGACGACCAGAGUAUUGCGAGCAAGAACAAUGGCAGCAGCAUAGGGUCACCUGGACCAGGACGUACUAGAAAGAUCUUUGUUGGAGGUCUGGCUUCAAAUGUUACCGAGGUCGAAUUUAGAAGGUACUUUGAGCAAUUCGGUGUGAUAACUGAUGUGGUAGUGAUGUAUGACCACAACACGCAGAGGCCUAGGGGCUUUGGUUUCAUCACAUAUGACUCAGAAGACGCAGUGGAUAAGGCACUGCACAAGAACUUCCAUGAGCUGAAUGGUAAAAUGGUUGAGGUCAAGAGGGCUGUACCAAAGGAGCAGUCUCCUGGACCUAUUGCACGUUCACCUGCGGGAGGGCAGAACUAUGCUAUGAGCAGGGUUCAUAACUUCCUAAAUGGCUUCAACCAGGGUUACAGCCCUAACCCCCUUGGUGGUUAUGGCAUGAGGGUGGAUGGAAGGUAUGGUCUCCUUACAGGUGCACGGAAUGGGUUCUCUUCGUUUGGUCCAGGUUAUGGAAUGGGCAUGAAUGUUGAAGGUGGAAUGAGUGGGUAUUUUGGUGCAAGUUCUGGUUUUGUCAAUAGCUCCAAUGGGCGGCAAAUAGGUUCUUACUUCAAUGGUAGUUCAAACAGAUUAGGUAGUCCAAUUGGGUAUGUUGGCCUUAAUGAUGAUUCAGGAUCAAUACUGAGUUCAAUGUCUAGAAAUGUCUGGGGUAAUGGAAAUCUGAACUACACAGGCAACCCUACGAACACAAAUUCUUUUGCUCCACCUGGAAGUGGUGGGGGUAUUCCUGGUGAUGAAAUUAGUUGGGGAAGCCUUACUUCUGCUCAUGGGAUGGGCAACAUUUCAAACCUUGGAUCGGGAAACCUUGUCCGUGGAACCGGAGAUAACAACUUUGGUUUGCCUUCUGGAAACUAUGUGAGGAGCAAUUCAACUGGUACAAUUGGUGAGCCAUUUUCUGCAUCAGCCAAUGCAUAUGAAUCGAACAAUCCAGGUGCAUAUGGCAGCAGCUCUAUUUAUGGUGACUCAACCUGGAGGUUUAACUCAUCUGAGGUUGAUAUGCCUCCUUUUGGUCAUGAUCUUGGAAAUGUUGAUCCGGAUAUCAAAUCAGAAAUAUCGGCAAGCUAUAUGGGCAACUAUACUGUUAAUAAUAAUCAGACAAGCAGAGGUAUCACUUCCUAG
Miscanthus lutarioriparius is the source of this 1416-nucleotide messenger RNA. The record is from the annotation of a GenBank genome assembly. Lineage: Eukaryota; Viridiplantae; Streptophyta; Magnoliopsida; Poales; Poaceae.